AUGUCUUCAGAAGUGAUCAACAUUUCAAGGCAUCUGAAAUAUCUGAAGAAUCUGAGUGACCGGACAGAUGUAGUGGGUGAGCUUCGAACUGCAGAGGAGCAGGUUGAGGAGCUGCGGUUACUAUGUGAAGCUUACACCAGAUCGCUUGAAAAAUGUCUUCACACGCACACCACUGCCGACGAGAAGAAGUUGAGGAAGGUGCCAGAAUAUCAAGCAGCCGAAACCCUCAAAGAAACACUCAGCUGUCUCCCUCCAGUGGAGAACCCCGAGCACCAGGAUCUCCUCAGGAGUGUGGUAGCAAGAGUGGUGGAGGUGCAGCAGGCAAUGGGAUUGGAUGUGGUGGAGUAUGAAGAUGCUCUGGACAAGCAGAUUUUGGGGCCUCUCGCACACCUCAUUAAAGAUGAAUUUCCCUCCAUUGCCAAACAGAAGAAACAACUUAAGCAGGUGGGUCUGGAUUUGGAUGCAGCUAAGACACGGUGGCGCAACUCUCAGGCCAACCCAAGCCCCAAUGCCAAGAUGGACACCUACCGGGAGGAGCUGGAGGAGGCAGAGGCCAAGCUGGAUCAAGCACGGGACACAUAUGCUUGUGACAUCUUCAGUCUGAUGGCACGGGAGCGUGAGAUAUCUCAGUACAUGUGUGGCUACCUGGAACUUCAGAGAGAAUUUAUGCAGAAGACUCUGACGAAGUUAGAUCGUGUGCUACCAGAUAUGAGGCAGCAGCUAGAAGCCUCCUCCAGUAGCCCUGCCUUUGGUGUUCCCCUUCGUGACCACCUAAAAAUUGUCCAGCAGGAAAUAGCUGUCCCUUUGCAAGUGUGUGUGCGGCGUCUGGUAGAAAUUGGCCUUUUUGAAGAGGGUCUAUUUCGAGUGGCUGGUAGCACUUCCAAGGUACGCCGCCUCAAGGGAGCCUUUGAUGCAAACUUGGUUACGAAUGAAGCUCUAGCUCAAGUGGAUGAACAUGAUCGUGACUAUGACGUCCACGUCGUUGCAGGCACACUCAAGUGCUACCUGCGAGAGUUACCAGAACCCCUUUUAACACAUUUUCUCCAUGAUCAGUGGUUAGAAGCUGUGAGGCAGACUGAUCACCAGCUACGUCUCAAAGCCCUAUGGCUUGUUGUGAACCAGCUCCCACCUGCCAAUUUGGCCAAUCUUAGAUACCUUGUGAAGUUCCUAGCUAAAUUGGCAGCCAAUUCUAGUUGUAAUAAAAUGUCCCCAAGCAACAUUGCUAUAGUUAUGGCUCCUAACCUGAUAUGGGAUCAGCGGGAUUCUGAGGAGCAACCAGAUAUGUCUACCCUGGGCCGUAACAUGAGCCUUACCAGUGACUAUCGGUCCAUUGUUGACCAUCUUGUGGAAUAUAGUGAUUACUUCUUUAAGGAGGACAUAGAUUUUGGCGUAAUACCACGAGUGCCUCCUUCACCCUCGAGACUUCACACUGAGCCUAAUGGCUCUUUACCUCUGCCGGCUCAGCAUGGUCGACCGGCACCCCAAACCCACCGGCGUAAUGCCAGUUCAGAUCUAUCUAGCCGUAUAGAUAGCAUGAGCGCUUCGUUAAUUGUUGCUCCCACAACAUCUGACUCAUGUGAAAGCCCCAAGCAGCCACAGAGAACAAAGAAAAAGCAAGCACCUAGACCUCCACAAGCUAGACCAUCAAGCACUCAUGGAUCCUUUGGUAUAGGCAGCCAAGAUGGGCAAAUAUCAGGAGGGAGCACAAACAGUGCCUCAGGUUCACCAGAACAAGCUCGAAGUAAUACCCCACCUCGAGAAACCAUGUCACAGAUCUUGGUGCCAGCGCCUGCUGCCAGACUUCACCAUAGCAAUAGUAUCAGGAGACCAACUGCAGAACCUCCCAAACCUCCUGGAGCCCCUACUAAACCUCCCAGACCUAGCCCUCCUACUGUUGAACAUCUAGAAAGGUCAGCAAUAGCCCAACAAUAUUCAGAGUAUAAGACUGAAACAAAAGUAGUUCCUCUUGGAUUUGAGCAAAUUCAUACUUGUAAGGAGACUGAUAUAAAUUGUGAUGAGAGUGAAGUUGUCUUGCGGAAAAAAGACACUGGGGAAGGACCAGGUCCCAUAGGUUUUAUAGUGGAUGGUAAGAUGGAAAGAGAGGAUGGGGAUUCUUCCCGAUCCUUUCGUAAAUCUUUAGAAAGUGUGUUACAGCAUCAGGCUGCUGGGCAACCUGUUGCAUUACCUCGCCACAGCUCCUCUUCAUCAGUCAGCAGCGAUGGAGAAACAAUACCAGCAGGUGCCAUUCCCCUGCCACGUCUUGCCUCUGCUGGUGAGAGUACUUUACGUCCAGUGAUACCUCCUACUCCAGUCCAACGUACCACCAUUCCUUCCAUUCCUGUAGCACAAACAGCCCAACGGAUCACCAGGGAUAGUACCCAGACUAUUGCUCCAGAUCGGCCUGAACCAAUAGUAAGACUAAUGCCCUCUAAUGUUGUAAAAGUUUAGUAAAGUGUGAAUUAAAGAUAAGU
Molecule: messenger RNA, 2471 nt
Organism: Cherax quadricarinatus
Lineage: Eukaryota; Metazoa; Arthropoda; Malacostraca; Decapoda; Parastacidae
Source: RefSeq, a predicted model, not a curated record